Messenger RNA from Phyllostomus discolor (pale spear-nosed bat), 889 nucleotides. RefSeq names its product transcription initiation factor TFIID subunit 11-like. The record is from RefSeq and is a predicted model, not a curated record. Gene Ontology annotation, biological process: transcription initiation at RNA polymerase II promoter; RNA polymerase II preinitiation complex assembly. Gene Ontology annotation, cellular component: transcription factor TFIID complex; nucleus. Gene Ontology annotation, molecular function: protein heterodimerization activity; transcription coactivator activity. The coding region runs from base 1 to 618 and encodes 205 amino acids. NCBI's taxonomy places the organism in Eukaryota, Metazoa, Chordata, Mammalia, Chiroptera, Phyllostomidae. The transcript has a single exon.
AUGAGUAAGGCCGGCUUGUCCUCCAGCACCAAAGCUUUGGACACAGGUGUGUGCCGUCAGCCUGCUGUCGCUCGCCAGGGCCCCGGGACCAGCGACCCCCGCAGAAUCCCGGCGCACCGAUCUGAGGAACUGCAGAAAGCCUCUGACCACCAAGGCGGGAUCAGGCGUCAGGAAGGCUCGGACCCGCGGGCAGGUGCGAGGCAAGAGUCCCAGUCGUCUCCUCCUGCCGCCAAGAGACUGAAAAGAAACGCCAUAGAGAGAGAGGGAAAACGCGAGGCGGACGAAGAGGAGGCUCAGAAGGUGAAACUCCUGAAGUCUUUGUCGGAGGAGCAGCUGAACCGCUAUGAAGUGUAUCGCUGCUCGGCCUUUCCCAGGGCGACGGUGAAACAUCUGAUCCAGAGAGCCGCCAACGGCACCUCGGUGUCGCCGAACGUGGUCAUUGCCGUGGCCGGACUGGCCAAGGUCUUCGUCGGGGAGGUGGUGGAAGAGGCCCUGGACGUGUGCGAGAGGUGGGGGGAAACACCCCCGCUGCAACCCAGGCAUCUCCGGGAGGCCGUUCGCAGGUUGAGCUCCAAGGGGAAAGUCCCCAACACCAGGCCCAGAAACGUCUUGUUCUAGGCCAGCGCCCACGAGGGCCUGUGGCUGAUGGAGCAAGACGGGUUGUGGACUUCUGCGUCUGAGACUCUGGGCAAUGCUGCUUCUCUAUCUCAGGCCAUCAAGAAUUCACCCAGGACAGAUGUUUAACUCAAAACUGCAAUAUUGGUUGCAACAAUAUGAAGGCAUUCAGCCUUGGCUAACUAGCGAGCGCCUUUUAGGGAGCCCUGAGGCAUUUAACUCGGGUUAGCUGGAUGAAGAACAGUGCAAGGAUGAAACCUGGCAUCCUCCGGGA